UAUAGAAGUGAAAACUCACACAGUGUCUGACACUGAGAGGAGAUAUGGCACAGAAAGGAGCUCAGCUGAACAGGGAAAUCUCUUGUUCAAUCUGUCUGGAUCUUCUUAAGGACCCAGUGACCAUUCCCUGUGGACACAAUUACUGCAUGAACUGUAUUAAAACCCACUGGGAUCAAGAUGAGAGGAGAAUGCACAGCUGCCCACAGUGUAGGCAGACUUUCACACCAAGACCUGCCCUGGUGAAAAACACCAUAAUGGCACAUUUAGUGGAGGAGAUAAAGAAGACUGCUGCUCCUGCUGAUCACUGCUAUGCUAGACCUGAAGAUGUACCCUGUGAUGUCUGCACCGGGAGAAAACUGAAAGCCUUCAAGUCCUGUUUAUUCUGUGUGGCAUCGUACUGUGAGAAACACCUUCAGCAUCAUUAUAAUGCAGCUCCAUUGAAGAAACACAAGCUUGUGGAGCCCUGUAAGAAGCUCCAGGAAAACAUCUGUUCUAGUCACAAUGAGCUGAUGAAGAUUUUCUGUCGUACUGAUCAGCAGCGUAUCUGCAGUCACUGCAAACUGGAUGGCCAUAAAUACCACGAAACAGUCCCAGUUGAAGCAGAAAGGACCAAGAAGCAGAAGGAGCUGGAAAUGAGUCGACAGAAACUCCAGCAGAGACUUUGUGACCGAGAGAAAGACGUGACGAUUCUUCAACAGGAGGUGGAGUCCAUCAAUCAGUCGGCUGAUAAAGCAGUGGAAGAAAAUGAAAAGAUCUUUGCUGAGCUCAUCUGUCUCAUGCAGAAUAGAAGCUCAGAUCUGAAGCAGCGGAUCAGAUCCCAGCAGGAAACUGAAGUGGGUCGAGUCAAAGAGCUUCAAGAGAAGCUGGAGCAGGAGAUCGCUGAGCUGAGAAGAAAUGACGCCGAGCUGGAGCAGCUGUCAUGCACAGAGGAUCACAACCAGUUUCUACACAGCUACUCCUCACUGUCAGCACUUAAUGAGUCUACAGACUCAUCCAGCAUCGAGAUCCGUCCUCUGAGGUACUUUGAGGAUUUGACAGCAGCUGUGAAAAAGGUCAGUGAUAAACUGCAGGACGUUCUGAAAGAGAAAUGGACAAACAUCUCACUGACAAUCACUGAGGUGGAUGUUUUGCUGUCACAACCAGUGCCAAAGACCAGAGGUGGAUUCUUAAGAUAUUCACGUGAAAUCAGAAUGGAUCUGAACACAGCUAACACAUCAGUGUUAUUAUGUGAGGGGGGUAGAAAAGCCACAGCUGUGAAAGAACAGCAGUCAUAUUCUAGUCAUCCAGACAGAUUCAGUGGAUGGUGUCAAGUCCUGAGUAGAGAGAGUCUGACUGGACGUUGUUACUGGGAGGUGGAAUGGAGCGGGAAACAGGUUUAUAUAGCAGUCGCAUACAAGAGUACCAGCAGAUCAGGGCUCUCAAAUGAAUGUGGAUUAGGAUUCAAUAGGACAUCGUGGGCAUUAUGUUGUGACCAAAAUGGUUUUAAAUUUAUGCACAACAAUUCUCACAAGGCUGUCUCAGGUCCUCAGUUUGGGAGAGUAGGAGUGUACCUGGAUCACAGUGCCGGUAUUCUGUGUUUUUUUAGCGUCUCUGAAACCAUGACUCUUCUCCACAGAGUCCAGACCACGUUCACUCAGCCGCUCCAUGCUGGAUUUCGGCUUUCAGAUUAUGGAGACACUGCUGAGUUCAGGAAACUCAAAAUAGAGAGAGGUCAUGUAAGGGACAGUUAGUUAAAAUGCAUGUUCGCAGAAUGCCCAUGCUGACUUUCUAUUGAGUAGAGAAUUAAUUUUGAAGUCCGUUUUCUGUCUGUAAGUUCAUGUAUGGGUACAUUUCAGAACUAUUUUACUGCUAUGUUUGUGCUGCAUUUAUCUAUGCUGAGUUAUAAUAGUGUAAUCAUAGUGUCUUGAUUACUGAUAUUUUUAAGAAAUAUGUUAAGGCAUACUUUUUUAAUGGUCUUUGCUACAACUUUUUUAUCCUGACGUAAUCUUUUGUCCUUUUGGGUGAGUUUUGUUUUUUAGGUUCUGUUUUAAUAGAUCAGAAGUUGUUCAAAUCAAUGUACAGACAAACAGCUGAUACUGUGAAUCAGUUGGUGAGAUUUUUCUUGACUAAACAAGCGAGAUGUCCACACUUUACUCAGUCAUUAUGUUAAUAAACUGAAGCCUUACAGAGUUAUUAA
This is a messenger RNA of Oreochromis aureus, 2176 nucleotides long. Its product is annotated as tripartite motif-containing protein 16-like. Bases 45 to 1730 code for a protein of 561 amino acids. NCBI's taxonomy places the organism in Eukaryota, Metazoa, Chordata, Actinopteri, Cichliformes, Cichlidae. Gene Ontology annotation, molecular function: protein binding; zinc ion binding. The record is from RefSeq and is a predicted model, not a curated record. The transcript has a single exon.